Messenger RNA from Maniola jurtina (meadow brown), 1222 nucleotides. RefSeq lists its product as uncharacterized. Gene Ontology annotation, molecular function: protein binding. The transcript is spliced from 2 exons. The record is from RefSeq and is a predicted model, not a curated record. NCBI's taxonomy places the organism in Eukaryota, Metazoa, Arthropoda, Insecta, Lepidoptera, Nymphalidae. Bases 325 to 1149 code for a protein of 274 amino acids.
AAGUUAUAUAUCGAAUUAAAAACAUUUCCGAAUGCAUUUCGAACAAAACUAUGGAUUGAAGUAAACCAUAAGUAAACAUUUUUGCCAAAAUUCUAAUAUUUAUAUAAACAAUACCAUUAAAUUACUGUUUUGAUAAAGUUUAUUUACCUACAAGGAAACUGCGUGUUUUUGUUCUAUUUUUGAUAACCGUCCGUCGAACUUGUUACCUCUUUUAUAUUAUUAUAUUUUAUUGAUAGUUUAGAAUAAAUCAGAAAACAUAUCAGUUUAUUGUUAACAUCGGCUGGGAGUCGCCGGCUAGAAGUUCUAAUAUUCGUAAGAUCCAAAAUGCGUCUAAUAAUAAUACUUCUAGCAAUAUCAUCGGUAUACGCCGAAAACUGUUCAAUAUUCGACGGCGAAAAAUAUUCAAAAAGAUCCAUUUUAACCAUCAAAGGUUUACCCACUAAUCUAGUAGUCAAUCCGAAUAACAAAGAUCUACUUUUCACUUUAAUCGAUAUAGAAUCGCUUCAAAGCGACGAUGUUCAAACGAAAAUGGAUCAAUACAUAUUUAGACAAGGAGAACCGAUUAAAGUUGAUAAUGUGAACGGACAAGCGGCUGCGGUGGACGCAGAAAACAAUAUGGUGUACAUCGCUACUGAUGAUGGGCUUAGUGUUUUGAAUAAAACAAAUAAAGCCAAUUUCAUAGGCUUCAAGGGCGAUGACAUAACCCAACUAUUCAAACCUCCAUCAAACAAUAAGCUGUAUGCAGUUGUGUAUCCAGACAGUGAAGUAUACGCUAUAGAUUUGGUUACGAACGAGAAGAAUAAAGUUGAAAACGUGCCCUGUGCGUUUAUACUAGCAGUGGAUAAAAAAGAAAACAUAUUUUACGAAUGCGAAUCGAAAUAUAUUAAAAUGCUUCUCAAAGGUUUUCAGGAAGCCAUUGAAUUUGUUGGUAUACCUAAGAAUUCUGCUAGAGCGAUAGCAAUAGAUCCUCAUGGAAGAGUAAUUCUUGCAGCGAACGAUGGGUUGUACUGGCUGAGACCAGAUUCAUUAAUACCUAGGAAGUUAAUGGAUCUAGAUUUCGUGCCGUCUGGUAUAGCUUUUUACGAUGAUAGUAUAUUAUUGUCUACGAGCGGUGUUAUUUAUGAGUUUAGUGGUAAUUGUAAAAACUGAUAACUGAAAUUGAAAUACACUGGCGGUAAAAAGUACUGGUGAAAUCAGACCAAUAAAUUAUUUUUUUAUUUAA